AUGCCUUUAGGUAAGCUAUUUCCUGUAGAUACCACCACAAUCUCUGAAAUCAAAGAUGACCUUACAGAACAAGUCAAUGCUACAGCAUAUGAGGUAAGCAAAGGAGCUGACGCAGAUGGCGUAACACAAGUAGCAAAAGACUUAGGACAUUCCCCUAAAGGAUGCGGACCUUACCGAGGAUCAAAAGACACAGUUGCUUCAACUCAUAGGUACUGCAAUAGGUCAUAUCUUAGGUCAAAAGAUGAUCAGGGAAGAGAAAGAGUGAUAGCUUACGGAGGUAGAGCUCUACGAGAAAAUGAACUCAACUGGGAUGUAUCAGAAAGAGAAUGUCUUGCUCUCGUUGAAGCCAUAAAAGUCUACCAUCCUUAUCUUGCUAAUAAACACUUCCAAGUGUAUACAGACAACCUUACUGUCAAGUUUCUAAAGACAAUCAAGGACAGGCAAGCAUCCCCCGACAUGGAAGUAUUAGAAGUCGACGACAACACGGAUGAGACCUGUGUAAUCGAAUUCAAGACAGAUAUUACUCGUACAUCAGACACAAUACCCAGUGUCAUGGAGGUAAGUGCACCUGAGCUAGACGAUGAACCAGUUAUCGAUCUUGCCAAAUUCCAACCAGGUAAGUUUGAAAGAUGGCACAUGGACAUCCUAGGUCCACUACCUACAAGUAAGGACAAAUAUACCUACAUUUUGUUGGUCGUAGAUAGCUUCACACAGUGGCCGGAAGCUUUUUGUUUGCGUUCCCAAGAGGCUACUGAAGUUGCUAGAGUAUUGUAUACCAAUAUCAUAGCACGAUAUGGAGCAAUCCGCUAUCUCGUAUCAGACAGAGGUAAGAACUUCACUUCCAAACUAGUAGGUGCCCUGUGCGAAUUAUUUGACAUUGGCCGUAGCACUACUAGCUCGUACCAUCCACAAACGAACAGCGUGGUUGAGCGUAUGAACAGUACGCUAGCACAGUGCUUACGAGCUUGUAGUGACGGUGACCAGACUAACUGGCCGUCAAAAAUUCCAGGUAUCAUGAUGGCAUUCAGAAUGGCGCCAUCAUCGUCUUCUGAGUACUCCCCGUAUUUCUUGGUGCAUGGCACCGAAAUGAGGAUGCCAAUCGAUGUUCAACUGAUCCCAAAAGACAAGGUAGGCAAAAAUCAUAGACAAGCUAUUCAGGAAUACAUCGACAAUAAGUCCAUGACACACAAAUAG
Pecten maximus is the source of this 1194-nucleotide messenger RNA. RefSeq lists its product as uncharacterized. The transcript is spliced from 4 exons. Lineage: Eukaryota; Metazoa; Mollusca; Bivalvia; Pectinida; Pectinidae. Gene Ontology annotation, biological process: DNA integration. The record is from RefSeq and is a predicted model, not a curated record. Gene Ontology annotation, molecular function: nucleic acid binding. The coding region runs from base 1 to 1194 and encodes 397 amino acids.